AUGCUUGCUGUACACCGCCAACCAAACUCAUGCACGCACACCAACCACCGAAAAAGCCAAAGAUUCUUCAACCUGGCGGCCGGGCUGGCUCGGGGAGAGGUGAGCGGUCCGCCGGUUCAGCCGGUUUGGGACAGGGAGAAGCUGGGGCCCAGAGAUCCGCCGCGCGUGGAGCCGCCGAUCGGGGAGUUCUUGAGAUUGGACAAAGGACUCUCGCCGUACGAGCAGGACAUCGGACCGGUCGUUAGGGCGUCCUUUGACGUGUCGGACGCGUGCUUGGACCGGUUCAAGAAAGAGUUGUUGGACCGCUCUGGGUCGAGCUUUACAACUUUUGAGGCUCUAGGAGCUUUCAUGUGGCGGGCCAAAAUUAAAGCAACAAAAAUCCCCGGAGAUGAGAUAGUAAAGUACGCGUAUUUCCUCAACAUAAGGAAGCUAGUGAAGCCCCCACUUCCGCCUACCUUCUGGGGCAACGCUUGCGUUCCAAUAUACGCCAAGACUAGCGCCAAGGAUUUAGGUGAGAAGCCCAUUUGGGAAGCGGCGGAUCUGAUCAAGAAGAGCAAAAGACACGCCACCGACGAGUACGUGCGCUCGUACAUCGACUUCCAGAGCCUGCAUUACGCAGAAAGGAUCAGUGCAGGCAAAGAUGUGAGCGGGUUUACGGAUUGGAGACACUUGGGGGACUCGACUGUCGACUUCGGUUGGGGAGGGUCCGUCGCGGUUUUGCUACUAUCGAGGCACUUUCUUGGUAGUGUUGAGCCUUGCUAUUUCUUGCCUUCCUUGACGGCGAGCGUCGGGAAAAAGGACGGUUUCAAGGUCUCAAUCACACUGCGUGAGAGUGCCAUGCCGGCUUUUAAGGCCGAGAUGGACAAGUUUGGCAGGGGAGAUUUCGGCUUCUCUUCCUAAUAUGUGCGUGACAUGCUCAUGAGGUGAAGCAUCGUACGAAUGUGGAUAAAUUACUAAAGAAAAAAAAGGAGCGUAAUAAUGAACUUUGUCAUUCAAAAUAAAUUCUAAACUUUGUAAUGUAUUGGAGAAUGCCUUCUUAGGUGUUUCUUAGGUGUUUCGGAUUUAAAGGUAGUCCUCGUGUGUAACUUGAGAUAAUUAGCAAUAAAACUGAACUUGUUUUCUGAAUAUUGUCA
This is a messenger RNA of Morus notabilis, 1133 nucleotides long. RefSeq names its product 3'-N-debenzoyl-2'-deoxytaxol N-benzoyltransferase-like. Lineage: Eukaryota; Viridiplantae; Streptophyta; Magnoliopsida; Rosales; Moraceae. The coding region runs from base 1 to 900 and encodes 299 amino acids. The transcript has 3 exons. The record is from RefSeq and is a predicted model, not a curated record.